Molecule: messenger RNA, 1067 nt
Organism: Cladocopium goreaui
Lineage: Eukaryota; Dinophyceae; Suessiales; Symbiodiniaceae
Source: the annotation of a GenBank genome assembly
UGGUUAUGUUUGCCCAUGCCGCAUCGAAACAAUCACGACUCCGGGCGCAAUAUUUCGCUUGGCACAGGCAACGUUCACAAAGGAAUUGGGCGAACAAAACAUGUGGCGGGUGGCACGUGUUUUGCAAUCGGUGGAAUGAGGCGAUCGGCAGAAGACCUUUGGCUAUGGUUGUGUUUUUCAAUGCAACGAACACUUUGACAUGGGUGACAACGCUCGCAGCUCUUUCACGCUGCAUAGCGCAAUCGCACUUGCAAAUAGCUCCAGAUUUUGCUGUUGGAUGGCUUGUUAUGCGUUCCACAGUGAAACUGCGACAGCCUUUGAAUCUUGCGCUGGCCGCUGGACUCUCAAAGUUGGCACCAUCGCUGUCAAUGCUGAAGGUUUCACCUUUGCUCACAGCUUUUGCGACAGACACCGACACUCGAAACAUGGCAACGUCUGCAUGGGCAAAAAUUUUUCGAUGCCGGCUUCUUGGCGUUCGAGGGAGGAGCAUUCUGCGAAGAUCUCUGCAAGAUGGGGCAAGAUUAUUCAGGUGGGCUGAAGGUCCUAUUGAUCGUUGCGGACUGGCGUUCUUUUUGAGCUGCAAAUUCACCAAUAUUUGCAUCCUAUGUGCUACCACUGCUGCUUCGAUGCGCGGAUUGGAUUUGUCAUCAUUUUGCGAUUUCGGACAUUUUCAGAAGGAUGCAGGAUUGUUGGCCUGUACAAGCCUCGUGAAUGCCGUUUUCGUACCCAUGCACUUCUAUGGCGCAGUUGGAUCACUUCGAGUCAUCGAAAGUUUGGCAGCGCGUGCUUGGCAAGAGCUUGCCGAGGACGAUCUUGGAAAGACAACUGAGACAACUGAGACAGAGAUGACCGAGGAGGUUUUCACCAAGAACUUGAUCUCCUUGGCCACAGCUCUCGCAGCAGCUUUUGAUUUGGCUGUCACUUUCUAUUUGAUUUGGCAUCUCACUGGCCCUGGCCUCGCUCACCCCUGGAUGUCAGGACAACCGGCAGCUCCGCUUGAACCUGGAGAGCAAAAAAGGAGUCGUUCGAACUGCUUUCUGACACGAUUUUUGUGUGUCAAACGUUGA